AUGGCAGACGGAAUCCAAACGAAAUCUGCAGUCACGCGCAACAAACGAAGCUGCAAACGAUGCAAUAAGAGAAAGGCACGAUGCGAUCGAAACAGCCCUUGUGCUGCAUGCGUCAAGGCAGGAGAUCUGUGUAUCUUUCCAGGCCCUAGACGCGCGCCCCGGAUCAUUAAUCGACCCCCGGUAAGCGAACUGCUUGCACGUUUGACGGAUCUUGAGGCAGAAGUCCAACAGCUUCGGCCAAAGCAUCAUGGAUCGGAUGAAGAUGAAGAGCAGUCCAGCAAUCCAUCCAGUUUGAGGGAUACUCGAAAUGUUCUUUUGUCACAAAUUGACCCAGGUCCCUUUGAUUUACCAAGGGGAGGAUUCCUUGGGCACAACAAUCUCUCGUGGUCCGAUGAUUCAUUUCGACAAUACUAUCUUCAGCCGUUGCAGAUCGAGGCUCUAUGGCGUGUAUAUUGUAAACGUGUUGCGCCUUUGAUUGCAGUUCUUCAUCUGGACACCCCGGCCCGAAUUGUGCAGGAUGCGUCAAAAGGCCUAGACAUUGGUCCUGCUAGCGAAGCACUUUUGCUCUCUGUCUGUUUUGCUGCCGUGGUUAGUCUAGAUUCAGAUCAACUUCAGUCAGAGUUGGGUCUGGAAUACCACAAGGCAAAACAAGCCUACGAGAUCGCGUUAGACCAAGCGCUGAGCCGCGCCGACUUUGUCAAAUCUCCUAGGAUAUUGACCCUCCAAGCUUCUGUGCUCUAUCUCCUCUGCGCACGCGUAGAUGGAGAUACAAGGCUUGUUUGGGCCGAGUCUGCCGUAGUCAUCCGUCUUGCACAGUCGCAGACGAGCUUGAACCGCUCAUGCCCGAGCUUCCGCCUGAGAAAAAUGGCUUCACAGACAUCACUCCUUGCAUUAUAA
Molecule: messenger RNA, 897 nt
Organism: Penicillium samsonianum
Lineage: Eukaryota; Fungi; Ascomycota; Eurotiomycetes; Eurotiales; Aspergillaceae
Exons: 1
Coding region: 1-897 (298 amino acids)
Biological process (GO): regulation of DNA-templated transcription; DNA-templated transcription
Molecular function (GO): DNA binding; zinc ion binding; DNA-binding transcription factor activity, RNA polymerase II-specific
Source: RefSeq, a predicted model, not a curated record